UAGGAGCAGUCCGGAAAUCACAAAUACAAACCGGAAGUGAGUGGUUGUAUUAUGUCGAACUUUAUACUUCUAAUCAAAGUCCGUCGUUUUCUCCUGUAAAUAGUUUGUCUUGGUCCAUCCGAACCAGAAUUGAACCCCUUUAUCCGGAUGAACCCGACUGACUGGACUUUGUUCUGUUCACAUUCAGUGUCUGUUUUAUUCCUGAUUUAUCUCUUGUUAGCUCAGUGAUGCUAAAGUUAGCUUUGCUCGCUAGCUGCUAACAGACCUGUCAGUGUGUGAUGGAGACAAACUAUGUUUCUGACUGAGUUUGUGUGAAGAAAAAGUGAAAAAUGUCUAAAAUUCAGAUGUACGAGGAAGAAGAAUAUUGUCGAACUAAAGAAGAAAACGAGCGACCGGACGCAGUUUGGAACCAGAAAGUCCAAAUACACACUUCAGGUUGUCCUGUAGAUGUCCAGCAACUGUUGGUGGUUAAAGAAGAGGUUCUCCCUGGGGAGCAGAACUGGAACCCCAGUCUGGACCAGGAGGACCUAGACCCCCCUCAUAUUAAAGAGGAACAGGAGGAGGUGUGGACCAAUCAGAAGGCUGAUAUCACCAGGCUCCCAUCCACUUGUGUCCUUGUGAAGAGUGAAGAUGAUGAAGAGAAAGUUCACUCCCCACACCUUCAUCACAGACAAACUAUGGAGAAUAGAGAGGAACCAGUUGAAGAGGACUGUGGAUCAGGACCAGUCAGCAGCUUUAAUCCACAUUUAAAAACACAGACUGUUGAGCAGGGCUCGGUGUCUUUAAAAAGUGAGGACAGUGCUGAAAGGGAGUUUUGGAACGAUAUCUGUGAACGUCAGUCAGUAAUGAAGUCAAGUGAUAUACAUGAUGAAGGAUCUAAAACAAAACUUCACUGCUCUGAGUGUGGCAAAACCUUCUACUUCAGAUCAGUUUUAGAGACACACAUGAGGGUUCACACAGGAGAGAAACCAUUUACUUGCUCACUCUGUGGCAAAAAAUUUGCUCGGAAGGAAGCCUUAGUUCCACACAUGAGAGUUCACACAGGAGAGAAACCAUUUUGUUGUUCAGUGUGUGGUAAAAGAUUCAGUCAGAAAGGAAACUUGCAUGAUCACAUGGCGAGUCAUACAGAAGUGAAACCCUUCAGCUGUUCAGUUUGUCAGAAAAGUUUUGGACAUAAAAGUUCUAUCAAGACACACAUGGCAGCUCACACAGGAGAAAAACUGUUCCGCUGUUCAGUAUGUGGUAAAAGAUUUGUACAUGGGUCAAGUUUACGUCGUCAUGUGAGACAUCAUUCUGCCAGUGAAUGCGACACCAAAACUCAGAGUAACACAAAGAAAAAUAGAGAUGGUGCUGUAAGAGAUGUAGGAGAACAACUCAAACAGCAUCUGUGCUCUGAAUGUGGAAAAACAUUUGUCUGCAGAGCAAAGUUAGACAUCCACAUGAGAGUCCACACAGGAGAAAGACCAUUUUAUUGUUCCGUUUGUGGGAAAAGAUUUACCAGUAAUUCAACCUUAACUGCUCACAUGAAGGUCCACACUGGUGAGAAACCAUUUGGCUGUUCAGAAUGUGGUAAAAGAUUUACUCAGAAAACAGGUGUAGAGCGUCACAUGAGGCUCCACACGGGAGAGAAACCUUUUGGCUGUGUAGUUUGUCAGAAACGCUUCAAACGUAAACAUCAUGUUCAGAUACAUAUGAAGGUCCACACAAGAGAAUAGACAGAAUGUCACAUUCACAGGAAUCAGACCAGCAGAGACUAAACUACAUGAAGGAUAAUGAUACAGAAAUGUUAUAGAGGAAAAUCUGCAGAAAUAAUUUCCAAUGAUUGUUUUG
Messenger RNA from Sphaeramia orbicularis (orbiculate cardinalfish), 1830 nucleotides. Its product is annotated as gastrula zinc finger protein XlCGF57.1-like. The transcript has 2 exons. The record is from RefSeq and is a predicted model, not a curated record. Lineage: Eukaryota; Metazoa; Chordata; Actinopteri; Kurtiformes; Apogonidae. Gene Ontology annotation, molecular function: RNA polymerase II cis-regulatory region sequence-specific DNA binding; DNA-binding transcription factor activity, RNA polymerase II-specific. Bases 330 to 1715 code for a protein of 461 amino acids. Gene Ontology annotation, biological process: regulation of transcription by RNA polymerase II.